This is a messenger RNA of Rhizoctonia solani, 1323 nucleotides long. RefSeq names its product Mob1/phocein family. The coding region runs from base 1 to 1323 and encodes 440 amino acids. Gene Ontology annotation, cellular component: cytoplasm. The transcript has 5 exons. NCBI's taxonomy places the organism in Eukaryota, Fungi, Basidiomycota, Agaricomycetes, Cantharellales, Ceratobasidiaceae. The record is from RefSeq and is a predicted model, not a curated record.
AUGACAGGAGGAAAAGUGCAACGACUUCGUCGAGGAGCUUCAUUAGAGCAUGUGUAUACCCCAGCAGACCUGCACUUUGGACACAUUGACUCGGCUUUUCAAUCUCAAGAAUACAUAGCUCAAUUAAUUCGCCAAGACCCGCACGACGUGCAGAAAAUUGUGACUCCGCCAAAAUCUGAUGACGAGAAAAGUUCAGUGGAUGAUGGGUGCUGGUUGUACGAACAGCUUAGACGCUUAGCACAAGAUCUAACAUAUCCGCUUAUUACCAACUUACAGCUAGAAUGCAACCGAGACACUUGCCCCGAAAUGAAAGCGGGCGAAUGGCUUUACCUUUGCGUGGCACAUGGUAAUGCUGCUGGGGGACACAUCCAGGCACGUAUACUUCUUGUUGCGCGAUCGAUUAUAUCGUACAUACAUUGGACAGUGCAACAGCACUUCUCAAUUCGACACGCGUCUUCCCCUCUAGUACCCCAAUCGUCAUACCGUCAUUUUUCGUCCCUAGCUCGCCGUCUAUCUCGAAUAUUUGCCCAUGCGUAUUAUCACCAUCGUGAGCUCUUCUCGCAAGCAGAAGCCGAAUCAUCGCUCUACGCACGCUUUCUUGCUCUUUCACAGCAACACGAAUUGGUUCCUCCCGAACUGCUGGUGAUUCCCUCUGAGAGCUUUGAGCUUAACUCGUCAAACGAUCGUUCACGCCAUACCGUUGAUGACCACCGUGACCCUGGAUCUCCUCAAAGUGCUAUAGAAUCAGGCCAAGAAGGGACGUACUUACCCAAUGAGAACGAACGGAACAUGGCACGACGGCUUUUCGAGGAAUGGACUGGAAACAGGGGCACGGAUGAGACUAAUGAGGUCGAAUCAGAAGAGCAGAUUUCUGACGAGAACGUCACAGAAGAAUAUCCCAUCGAGGACCAAUCUGCUGUUCCGGACACAGACGAGCACGAGGGUGUACCGAAAGCUCACCAGGAACCUAAGGAGCUCCCUAGCGAGCCCAUUGCCCCUGGAGACUCCCAUGGUCCGCAUGACGAAGCACCAGAGCCCCCAGUUCAAGCUACCUCUGUUGUCACUCAGGAAGCUGAGUCUUCACCGAAAACCGAUGGCGAGAAGACCGAAAUCCAGGUGCCAGACAGAGAAGAGGACAAUGACACAACAAGUCCUCCGUCCAUUACUGUGCCAACUUCGGUUGAUCCUCGCCCUCAAAGCCCAGUGAAGGAAUCUGAAGCAAAUGAUGCUGAAAUUCCUAGAGGUACUAAAUCAGAAACGGACUCCGAGACACCAGAAGAGGGAGGAGAGCAAUCCAAGGAUAAGGAUACUGCUGAGAAUUAG